AUGGGCAAGCUGUGGACGAUCCUAUCUCACCUUCACUCCUUAGCAGGGCCAACUGUCACUCUGCUUUACCCCUUAUAUGCAUCGGUGCAGGCGAUGGAGAGCUCGUCUAAGCUCGACGACGAGCAGUGGCUAGCCUACUGGAUCCUGUAUUCAUUCAUCACACUCAUGGAGAUGCUCCUGCAGUCUCUAAUCUACUGGAUUCCUGUUUGGUAUGAGUUGAAGCUGCUGUUCAUGGCCUGGCUGGUUCUUCCAAACUUCAGGGGAGCAGCAUUCAUCUACAACAAGUUUGUGAGGGAGCAGGUGAAAAAGCAUAUUUCUAUUCAGGCUGCAGGUGCUGGCAGCACUAGCAACAACAACGUUACUGCUAACAAAGAUAAGAAGAUCGUUUCUACUUCUCCAAAAGAGAAGAAGUCCAAGGGGAAGCUACUUUCCAUGGUCAUUCCAAAGAAGCUCAAGUUUUGA
This is a messenger RNA of Sorghum bicolor (sorghum), 462 nucleotides long. RefSeq names its product HVA22-like protein e. The coding region runs from base 1 to 462 and encodes 153 amino acids. Lineage: Eukaryota; Viridiplantae; Streptophyta; Magnoliopsida; Poales; Poaceae. The transcript is spliced from 4 exons. The record is from RefSeq and is a predicted model, not a curated record.